Penicillium brevicompactum is the source of this 423-nucleotide messenger RNA. RefSeq names its product DUF1754 domain-containing protein. The coding region runs from base 1 to 423 and encodes 140 amino acids. NCBI's taxonomy places the organism in Eukaryota, Fungi, Ascomycota, Eurotiomycetes, Eurotiales, Aspergillaceae. Gene Ontology annotation, cellular component: nucleolus. The transcript is spliced from 2 exons. The record is from RefSeq and is a predicted model, not a curated record.
AUGGCAGGCGAUGAGUAUUCCAUCGGUGGCGGUAAGCUCAAGCUAAAGGGGAGCAAAGUCAGUGGAGGACGGAUCGAGAAAAAGAAGAAGAAGAGCACAAAGAAGAAGGAAGAGAAGGUAGAAAGCGACGCAAAUGCAAAGGCAGACGCAGACGCGAAUACCGAGACUGGGCUGGAGAAACGGGGUGAGAAAGACGAGGAAGUGAAGUCUGGUGAGGAGAGGGAAUGGGAUAAUCCUGGGAAGACGGAGACCGAGAGGAAAUAUGAAGAGAUUCGGCGCAAGCGGUUACAUGAGCGACUUCAGCGCGAUGGCGUCAAGACUCAUAAGGAGCGUGUGGAAGAUCUGAACAAAUAUCUCAGUCGAUUGAGUGAGCAUCACGACAUGUAUGUGGUUCUACUGUUGGGAAUCGGGAUGGUUUGCUGA